This is a messenger RNA of Kuraishia capsulata CBS 1993, 921 nucleotides long. RefSeq lists its product as uncharacterized. Bases 1 to 921 code for a protein of 306 amino acids. Lineage: Eukaryota; Fungi; Ascomycota; Pichiomycetes; Pichiales; Pichiaceae. The transcript has a single exon. The record is from RefSeq and is a predicted model, not a curated record.
AUGAUCACCGAAAUAAUCGAAUGGGGUUGUCCUGAGUACUCCAGAUGCUCGCUGGUGCUCGGUUACGUCUCAUCUCUGGCAUGGCUCGUGGCACAGGUCCCACAACAGAUCACAAACUAUAAGACAAAGUCUGUGGAUGGUGUUUCGGUUGGUUUGUUGGUUUUGUGGUUUAUGGGUGAUCUCUUGAGUUUCAUUGGAUGCAUAUUGACUCAUCAGCUGCCAUUCCAGUACUAUCUGGCGCUGUACUUCAUUUACAACGAUCUUGUGCUCUGUGGUCAAUGGUACUACUAUACGUACCGGUACAAAGCCCAUCAUCGUGUCAGAAUAGAGAAGUUACAGGGUCUUCCUAUUGAUUCCGAGGAAUCAUCUUGCAACGAGACAAGUUCACUUAUAGAACGGAAUCCGGGGUCAGACAUACAAAGCACGGGCCAGUCUCGGCUCUCCAAAGCCAGAAGUCCGAAUAUGGCAAAAAUAAUGGCAGCAUCGGCGUCUUUGAUCAGCAAUGCGCAUGCUCUUCCAAUUCCCAAGAAUGCAUCUUUUCCUGUAUCGAGUUACGCUGAGUACGACACGGUUGGGAGAUUCUUUGCUUGGUCAUGUACUUGUGUUUAUCUUGCUUCUCGGAUUCCACAGCUCUACAAGAACUGGCAGAGGAAGUCUGUGAGUGGCAUAUCGCCUCUUCUGUUUGCUGCUGCAUUAGUGGGCAAUCUUUGCUAUACUGGGUCUAUUCUCUCGUCCUGUGAUUUCAUGUUUGCUGAUGAUGGCAGGGCCUUUGUUAUGAAAGAACUCCCCUACAUUCUCGGCAGCAGCGGCACCAUUAUUUUUGAUUUGUUUUACUUUUACCAAAGAUGGAUGUAUGGUGAGCAUGAAGGGCAAAUAUUCAGCGACGAUGCAGUAGAGAGCAUUGUUGGUCAAUCAAGUUGA